Molecule: messenger RNA, 1703 nt
Organism: Rana temporaria (common frog)
Lineage: Eukaryota; Metazoa; Chordata; Amphibia; Anura; Ranidae
Product: interleukin-5 receptor subunit alpha-like
Exons: 12
Coding region: 335-1570 (411 amino acids)
Biological process (GO): cytokine-mediated signaling pathway
Cellular component (GO): external side of plasma membrane
Molecular function (GO): protein binding; cytokine receptor activity
Source: RefSeq, a predicted model, not a curated record
CAGUUUAGAAAAAACACUACAGAGGGAAGUCCAUGUAUCAGUGUUUUAUAUUCUUUGAUGGUUUCACUACCUAGAAAUCUGACUGAUGUGAAGUCUUAAAACUGCAUUGAAAUGCACUGAAUAUAUACCAAUGGAGAAGGAUCCUGAAUACACUAUCUAGCUUUACAAGAGCCUGAAUAGGAAGACAAGCAUGCAUAUUACCAACUAAGGUUUCUUCAGAUUGAGAAGCUUCAAGCAGUUAUCAGUCCUCUCAACUGCCAGCUCAGAAUGCCUUAAUUUAAGAAUAUUGUAAUGUAACAUACUUGAGACUGGGGCUUGUGCUGUAAAAUAUGAAAUGGAUACAACACUUUAUAUUCUUUUAUUUUGUCUAAUGUGGCAAUAUUGUUAUUUGAAUGAAGCCCAUGAAGCCCCUGAACAAUGCAGCAACGUGUUGUCCAAUAAACAAGUAAAGCCUAUAAAUGUAUCUGUGAAUGUCAGAGAAAGAGUUUUAUAUCUGUCUUGGGACUGUGAUUUUCCUCCAGAGAUCCAAAGCAAGACGGAAUAUGAAAUCUAUUUGAAACAUGCUAAAGAAGAUGAUGACCAAUACAAAUAUGAAAUUGCGAUAAAAAAAUGUAGCACAACUAUAACCUUGGGAACACUUUCAUCUGCUUGUGUCAAAGUGACUCCUGCUAUUAAUGAGGAAGAAUGUCAAUAUCUUUCAUCAGAAAAAUGUGUAAAUCUUGAGAGAAAUUGGACCUCAGCUGAAAAUGUAUCUUGCAGAGUUUAUAACACAUCUUCAAUGACAUGUACAUGGAUGUUUGGAAAAAAUGCUCCAGACAGCACUUCAUACAUACUUUCUCUCAGACAAGGAACUACAAAUGUGCGAUGUCAACAAUACGAAAAUAAAAUCCAAACAAGGACUGGUGCCUGCACAUUUCAUGAUUUGAGACUACACUUCUUCAAUGAUGUCACUAUAGUUUUACAAGGCUCAGAUCCUGGGAUAGAGGUGUUUGAGGAAAAAAUUAAGCUUGCACACAUAGAAAUGUUUAAUCCGCCAAGAGACAUUUCAGUGACAUCAUUUGAAGACAUCCUUACAAUAUACUGGAAAAGUCCACAAAAACAGUAUUCUGUUGGUGAUCAUUGUUUCAAGUACAACAUUGAAAAGAACAAGUUUCAGUACGAGCCUGAAACUAAAGACAAUCUAUACACGAUUCAAAAUGUGGAAAAGGAAUGCUCAGUCAGAAUCAGAGCCAGUGGAAUAGAGGGGUGUGAAAUGAAUACAAACUGGGGAGAAUGGAGUGAAUGGAUAUCUUGCGGUCCCAUGCCCAUGGUUGGCAAAUCGGAAUGGCAGUUUGAAUUGACUCCAGUGAUUUUGGUAUCUGGCCUUAUGUUAGUUCUCCUAAUAAUUACUACUCUGCAGUACAAAAGGAUUGUGAAAACAUGUUUUCCACGGAUUCCUCAGCCAAAGAAUUAUUUAGUAACUACAGAAGACAGUAAAAUUAAUUUAGAGAGCAAUGAACAUUUUUCUCUAAAGCUUCAAACAUCUGAGACAGAAGAAUGCAUUAUUAUCGUUAAGGAAAACUUUUCAUGAAAAUGAAAUGAUCAAAGUAAUAACUACCGGUAAUCAAAAAGGAAAAGUUUACAUUCUGUUAGGCCCGUACACACGGACGGAUAAUCCGCUGAAAGCGGUCCGCCGGACCGUUUUCAGCGGACAUGUCCGCCCG